This is a messenger RNA of Pseudozyma flocculosa PF-1, 393 nucleotides long. RefSeq lists its product as uncharacterized. Gene Ontology annotation, molecular function: structural constituent of ribosome. NCBI's taxonomy places the organism in Eukaryota, Fungi, Basidiomycota, Ustilaginomycetes, Ustilaginales, Ustilaginaceae. The record is from RefSeq and is a predicted model, not a curated record. The transcript is spliced from 3 exons. Gene Ontology annotation, cellular component: ribosome; cytosolic small ribosomal subunit. Gene Ontology annotation, biological process: translation. The coding region runs from base 1 to 393 and encodes 130 amino acids.
AUGGUCCGCAUUUCGGUUCUCAACGACGCUCUUAACAGCAUUGUCAACGCUGAGCGCAAGGGCAAGCGCCAGGUUCUUGUCCGACCCUCGUCCAAGGUCGUUGUCAAGUUCCUGUCCGUCAUGCAGAAGCACGGCUACAUUGGCGAGUUCGAGAUUGUCGACGACCACCGUGCCGGCAAGGUCGUCAUCCAGCUCAACGGCCGCAUCAACAAGUGCGGUGUCAUCUCGCCCCGCUACAACGUUCCGCUGAGCAAGAUUGAGAACUGGGUCGGCCAGCUGCUGCCCGCUCGUUCGUUCGGCUACGUUGUCCUCACCACCUCGGCCGGCAUCAUGGACCACGAGGAGGCCCGAAGGAAGCACGCCGCCGGCAAGAUCCUCGGCUUCUUCUACUAA